This is a messenger RNA of Vigna unguiculata (cowpea), 1237 nucleotides long. The record is from RefSeq and is a predicted model, not a curated record. NCBI's taxonomy places the organism in Eukaryota, Viridiplantae, Streptophyta, Magnoliopsida, Fabales, Fabaceae.
CCAGUGCCAACAAAGAAGGCUUCCUUGGAAAACUACUUCAUUGGUAUAUUAAGGAUAAGGUGCUUUCAGAUAUGAAUUGAAAACACAUAAGGUUAAUUUACGAUUCAAAGACAAUUUAGAAUAAAUACCACAAAUAAUGUUGGGAGCACCACACUGCAUCUUUCACGUACCAAUUUCAAACAACUCUAAGAAUACACUAGCUACCAUGGCUACCAAAACUCAGUGCUAUCAUAUUUGUUUGACAUUGGUUUUCUGCAUGGCGAUGUGGGCUUUUGAAGUCACAUCUCGCACUCUCCAAGAUGACUCCAUGCAUGAGAGGCAUGAGGAAUGGAUGAGUCGUUAUGGAAAAGUGUAUAAGGAGCCUCAGGAAAGGGAGAAGCGUUUAAGAAUAUUCAGGGAAAAUGUGAACUACAUUGAUGCCUUCAACAAUGCUGCCAAUAAACCUUACAAGCUUGGUGUUAAUCAAUUUGCAGACCUCACCAAUGAGGAGUUCAUAGGAACAAGAAAUAGGUUCAAGGGUCACAUGUGUUCCUCUAUCACAAGGACAACCUCUUUCAAGUACCAAAAUAAUACUGCAGUGCCAUCCACAGUGGAUUGGAGGAAAAAGGGUGCGGUGACACCAGUCAAGGACCAAGGCCAAUGUGGAUGUUGCUGGGCGUUUUCUGCUGUUGCAUCAGCAGAAGGAAUUCAUCAAUUGAGCACUGGAAAAUUGGUUUCUUUGUCUGAACAAGAACUUGUUGAUUGUGACACAAAGGGUGUGGACCAAGGUUGUGAAGGUGGUCUUAUGGAUGAUGCUUUCAAAUUCAUCAUACAAAAUCAAGGACUCAACACCGAAGCCAAUUACCCGUAUCAGGGUGUUGACGGAAAGUGCAAUGCAAAUGCAGCAGCCAACGAUGCUGCUACCAUUACUGGGUACGAGGAUGUUCCUGCCAACAACGAGAAGGCACUGCAGAAGGCUGUGGCCAAUCAACCGGUGUCUGUGGCCAUCGAUGCCAGUGGCUCUGACUUUCAAUUUUACGAGAGUGGUGUGUUCACUGGGUCAUGUGGAACUGACUUAGAUCACGGUGUCACAGCUGUGGGAUAUGGUGUUAGUGACGAUGGAACUGAGUAUUGGCUUGUAAAGAACUCAUGGGGAACCCAAUGGGGUGAAGAAGGCUACAUUAGGAUGCAAAGAGGUGUGGCUUCUCAAGAAGGACUCUGUGGCAUAGCUAUGCAGGCUUCUUACCCUACUGCAUAA